CAACAGUAUCGGUGGGCGUAACCUUUUAUGAGAAGGAAGCGUCACCGAACAAUAAAAAAAGUUUUGAGAGGAUGGCAGACAAUGUUUUGGAUGGAGGACCAUGGACAGGAUGUGCUGUUCUGUUUCUGCAGUCUCUCUGUCCCGAUGUAAACCUGCUCACGCUCUACAAAGACCAACAGGGAAAGUUCAUCUUCUUUAAAGUCAUCAAACUGAUGCUCAUAGAUUCUGCUGGUGGUCUGGCUGGUUAUGAGAUAAUAAAGGUUCAUGAUGCUGAUCCCUUCCUUGGAGUGGAGGUGAAGUUUAUGGAUUUAUCAGCGUGUCAGCACUUCCUGGAGUGCUACAGCUCAGGAGCAAUGCGGCAGUCCAUCUCCCAGCAUGCCUGUCGACUUCUAGCGCUGGCACAAGAGUUCACUGUGGAGACCCAGCUCAAGGCCGGUACACAGGUCUUGGAUCGAUGUUUGGAUAAGCUGGAACUUUGCCUACAGCACAUCCACCUGUCACAGCCAGAGCGCCUGCGUGACGAAGAGAUCGAUCAGCUUGAGCAACAGCUAGAGCGCGAGGUUCACUGGCCUGCUUCCCAGCAGAACUCUCUUAUUCAGGAAGUACCUAGCAACUGCUUCAAGUUUCAGAAUAAAGUUUUUGAGGAUCGAAUGCUGAUGACAGAAGAUGUUCAGAGCUUCGCUAAUGGAGUUGGCCGUCAUUGGAAGCAUGUGGGGAGGACCCUGGGAAGAGAGUGUCGGGCUUUACAGGAUACUGCCAUUGACAACCUGGCCUACGAGUAUGCCAGAGAGGGCCUGUACGAACAGGCCUAUCAGCUGCUCAGGUGCUUCAUGCAGGCAGAGGGCAGGGCGGCCAAGCUGAGCCGGCUGGUCAAAGCACUGGAGGAUUGCAAACUCACCGGCCUGGCUGAAACUAUUCUGGGCGUACAACUACGAGACUAACGCUGGGCACUUUUGUACGAUCACAGAGGUGGAGUCAUGGUGAAAGAGGGGCACUGAGGCAGACGUAGCUGCUGAGGUGUGCUAUCAACGAGGUUUUAUCGCCGCCCAAAUUCACUGAUGGAUGAAGUCGCUGCAGCUCGUCCGGUUUCAUUCAGGUUCAUUGUAAAAGCCCAACCUCUCGCCCCUACUUUUUUAUGCCACUUGACUUUCCAUCCAGAUGUGACAUGUGGAUUAGAAGCUUUUAACACACACAUACAUGCUUAUUUCUCCAGAAAUAGCUGUACAAGUUAUAUAUAUUCAUAUCUGUAACCACAGCUUCUGCUAAGGUCAUUAUUUCCGGAUAUUUAUGAAUGUUUACAUUCAUACUUAAGCAGUUACACACUUUUAGUGACACAAAUCCAGGCAAGGGUUUUUAGGUUUUAUCUUUCAGCACACAACAGAUUAUUAAAGUAUGUUGUAAUAAUCAUCUGGCAGUGAUGUGACAUAAUGACUACCUGAAUGGUUUACAAUAUGUUUAUGAAGUCAAAGUAGGUCACUUCUCUAAAUAAAACCCUCUUAUUUAACUGUAAGAGAAGUAAUGAACAAUAUGUUUAAUAUUGUGUUUGUAGUUUACAGUGAUGUACAACCACACUCCGUCAGGCUCAGAGCUUCAAGUCUUGUACUCUAUCACCUUUUCCUUUAUUUCCCACCACACAGUAACUUUUAUUCUGAGUAAAGCCAGUCAGGAUCUGCAUGCUGUGACCACUAUUUGCUUCUCGCAGUGCAACACAUCUCCUUUGCAUAUAUGAUCAGGUCGUUGAUUGUGGCCUGCGGAAUGUUAGUCCACUCCUCUUCAAUGACUGUGCAAAGUUGCCGGAUCCACA
Messenger RNA from Nerophis lumbriciformis (worm pipefish), 1804 nucleotides. RefSeq names its product tnfrsf1a-associated via death domain (gene tradd). Gene Ontology annotation, biological process: positive regulation of canonical NF-kappaB signal transduction; extrinsic apoptotic signaling pathway. Gene Ontology annotation, molecular function: transmembrane receptor protein tyrosine kinase adaptor activity. The record is from RefSeq and is a predicted model, not a curated record. Gene Ontology annotation, cellular component: tumor necrosis factor receptor superfamily complex. NCBI's taxonomy places the organism in Eukaryota, Metazoa, Chordata, Actinopteri, Syngnathiformes, Syngnathidae.